Messenger RNA from Malania oleifera, 870 nucleotides. Its product is annotated as CASP-like protein 1F2. The record is from RefSeq and is a predicted model, not a curated record. Lineage: Eukaryota; Viridiplantae; Streptophyta; Magnoliopsida; Santalales; Ximeniaceae. Bases 153 to 713 code for a protein of 186 amino acids. The transcript has 3 exons.
CCGUCAUUCUCCUCAUCCCCUGUUUCUUUAUAAGUUCCCCCGCAAGCCCAUCUCUGCAUCUCCCCAUCUCUCGCUCUCUCUCUCUCUCUCUCUCAAAUAUUCAUCCAUCCUCUGUUUCCCUGUUUUACUCUGUUUCUUGGUAAAGUUCUUCAAUGGAGACCCAGUUGGCCAGUGAGAAACACCCCUCUCUGCUUCAAGAUCCAAGCACACCUCAAAGAAGCUUCUUCUUUCCCCAACUCGCCCUUAGAAUAUUGGCUUUUGCUGCUGCAUUUGCUGCAAUUUUUGUUUUGCAUGCUAGCGGGCAAUCAGUAACCAUAGCGGGCGUUGAGUUGACUGCUAAAUACUACUACUCAUCAGCCUUCAAGUUCUUGCUUGGUGCAGAUGUAGCUGCAUGUGCCUUAUCUCUGCUGUCUCUGUUUUUUGUCUGCGUUUUUCGCCAUACACAAACCAAACCCAAGAACUAUUUCUUCCUUAUUUUGCAUGAUAUGGUGGCAAUGGUGCUGCUGAUGGCUGGAAGUGCGGCAGCGACUGCGAUUGGGUAUGUGGGUCAUAAUGGACAAGAUCAAACCGCUUGGAUUGCUAUUUGUGAUCAAGUGGGAAAGUUCUGCAUGAGAGUGCUCAUUUCGAUUAUCUUGUCCUACUUAGCUUUUGCUUGCUUCUUCUUGCUUGCAAUCUUGUCUGCGCACAAACUCAAAUCCUCGGGCACUAAAUAAUGACCAGAAACAGAAAAAUAAUUGCUAGAGAGAAAAGCUCUGCUUUUUCUCAAUUUAAUGAAUAUUUUUUGUUCCCCCCGUUUAUCUGCUUUCAUCUCUGUAAUAUGAAAUUGUAGCCUCGUUGCAGUACAGUACAUGCACCCACUAUUUCCUUUUU